AUUACAGGUAAAUCUACCUGGCACAUAUUCAGUUUCACAAAUCAGAUUAGCAGCUUCAUGGCUCUCCAAGCAGCCUCAUUACUCCCAGCUACCAUCACUAUCCACAAAGAAGCCAAAUCCAGUGCUUCUCUUAAGGAGACAAGUGUAUUCGGUGUUCCAUUCUCAACCCAUCUCAAGACUGAACUCCGCUCUCCUCUGGCAAUAGGUCAGGAACUUAGGAAAAAGGAAGUACCUGCCGGUAUAAUUCGAGCCCAAACAGCUGCUACAACUCCAGCAGUUGAUCAGGCUGCAUCGCAAGGAAAGAAGACCUUGAGAAAAGGUACUGUGAUAAUAACCGGCGCCUCCUCUGGCUUGGGCCUAGCCACAGCCACGUCUCUCGCUGAAACAGGGAGAUGGCACGUAAUUAUGGCAUGUAGAAAUUUUCUCAAGGCUGAGAAAGCAGCCAAAUCGGUUGGCAUUGCUAAGGAGAACUAUGCCAUAAUGCAUCUCGACCUUGCCUCACUGGAUAGUGUGAGGCAAUUUGCGGAUAAUUUCCGUCGCUCCGGCAGGCCGCUCGAUGUCCUCGUUUGCAAUGCCGCUGUAUACUUACCUACAGCUAAGGAACCAACUUAUACCGCUGAAGGAUUUGAACUCAGUGUAGGAACAAACCAUCUUGGUCACUUCCUCCUCGCAAGGCUACUCUUAGAUGACCUGAAGCAGUCAGACUACCCAUCAAAACGUCUCAUUAUUGUCGGUUCCAUCACAGGGAACACAAACACCUUGGCUGGAAAUGUUCCCCCAAAGGCUAACCUUGGAGAUCUUAGAGGUCUUGUUGGAGGUUUGAAUGGACUAGAGAGUUCGCCCAUGAUAGAUGGAGGAGACUUUGAUGGUGCAAAGGCAUAUAAAGACAGCAAAGUUUGUAAUAUGCUCAUUAUGCAAGAGUUGCACAGGCGCUACCAUGAGGAAACAGGUAUCACCUUUGCCUCUCUUUAUCCUGGUUGCAUCGCAACAACGGGUCUGUUCAGGGAGCACAUUCCCUUGUUCAGGCUUCUCUUUCCACCAUUUCAGAAGUACAUUACCAGAGGCUAUGUUUCAGAAGAGGAAGCUGGGAAUAGACUAGCACAGGUUGUGAGUGAUCCAAGUCUGACAAAAUCAGGUGUUUACUGGAGCUGGAACAAGAACUCAGAUUCAUUCGAAAACCAGCUCUCUAAAGAGGCAAGUGAUGCAGAGAAGGCACAAAAACUGUGGGAGAUAAGCGAGAAGCUUGUUGGUUUGGCCUAAAUAGGCACCAAAACGACAACAGACAGCUAUAAAUAGAAUGUAAUGUUGUCACUCAAGUAAAUAAUGAAAGUUUUGUGCUUCAGAACACAAUAAAAACAUUUACCCGACAAUUCGCAUUCCAGAGAUCAUUCUUGAUACUUCAUAUUA
Messenger RNA from Theobroma cacao (cacao), 1407 nucleotides. Its product is annotated as protochlorophyllide oxidoreductase C. The record is from RefSeq and is a predicted model, not a curated record. Gene Ontology annotation, molecular function: protochlorophyllide reductase activity. Lineage: Eukaryota; Viridiplantae; Streptophyta; Magnoliopsida; Malvales; Malvaceae.